AUGUCAGUAAGUAACGGCAACGAUGAUGCUGAGCAAGCAUUAGAAUUUUAUCGUAAGGCCUUGAACUUUAAUGUGAUAGGUAGGUACGAUCCCAAGAUAAAGCAGCUCUUAUUUCACACACCGCAUGCAUCAGUGUACAAAUGGGAUAUUGAAAGAGAUGAAUGGGCAAAACUAGAAUACCAGGGUGUACUGGCGAUAUAUCUAAGGGACAUCGGAAAUGGGCAGGACUUCCUUCCACCACAGGACAGUACUAUGGAUGCAAGUGUUCUAGCAGGAUCAAUGACCCAAGGUAACGAGAACUAUGGGCAGGGUCUAAUGCUCUCUGGAAGGGAUAUAUAUAAUUACGGUUUAAUUAUACUGAACAGACUUAAUCCUGACAACUUCUCAAUGGGGAUUGUGCCGAAUAAUGUCGUAAAUAAGAGGAAGGUUUUUGAUUCCAUUGAGGAUGCAGAGAAUCCUCUUGAGUGCAUGGGAGUAGAGGUCAAAGAUGAACUUGUAAUAAUCAAGAAUUUAAAACAUGAAGUAUAUGGUAUAUGGAUUCAUACUGUCGAAGACCGCAAAAAUGUAUAUGAGUUAAUAAAGUAUUUGCUGGAAAAUGAGCCAAAAACAUCAUUCGCUUAG
This is a messenger RNA of Nakaseomyces glabratus, 621 nucleotides long. It is a transcript of the gene DCP1, whose product is annotated as Dcp1p. Gene Ontology annotation, biological process: positive regulation of catalytic activity; deadenylation-independent decapping of nuclear-transcribed mRNA; deadenylation-dependent decapping of nuclear-transcribed mRNA. NCBI's taxonomy places the organism in Eukaryota, Fungi, Ascomycota, Saccharomycetes, Saccharomycetales, Saccharomycetaceae. Gene Ontology annotation, molecular function: mRNA binding; enzyme activator activity. Gene Ontology annotation, cellular component: P-body. The record is from RefSeq and is a predicted model, not a curated record.